GAACGUGAAGAACGUAAACAUACGAAAUACAUAUUUUGGGGAUUUUAAAAUCAAAAUAACUCUAAUAUUCUAGAUGGUGUGAUAAUCGUUUACAAUAAUGGAACAAGACGAACCUUUUAUGAAUUCGGAUGUCUUCAAUGUGAACGAUAUUGCAGAAAUAGAAGAUUUUCUGAGCAAUUGCGAUGAAGUUUUCAUGAAGAAAUUAGAAGAAGAAUUAGCACUAGGGGAUAAUGAUACCGGUCUGUUAAGUAUAGAUACGAAAGUUAAGUCUGAAAAUGCGCCACAACCUCAAGUGUCUCCUUACUUUAACAAUUACAGUGGCAAUCCUUUAGUGUCUCAGAAUGCGCAUAAAGUUAAGUCACAGCAGAUACCACAAGUGACUCCUCUACCGGUGACGCCUCAAGGGUCUCCACAGUUGAAAAGUAGUCCAGUUCGGGGAGUGUAUGGUAGAGAUGAAGGGUAUAAGUUGCGGACAGAAGGUUUGCCGCUACCCGACGUUACACAGCAGACGCAGCCCCGGCCCGCUGCGCAGGCUCCCAUGAUUGUCCAGCAAGUUGUCCAAAGUCCAGUGUACCUAAAUUUAGCUCCUGGAACCUUGCAACCUUUGCCUGACGGUAGAAGCUCUCUGUUACAAAUAGAUGGAGUCACACAAGUUAAACCACCGAAAAAUACUCCGCCUAAUCAGCCUUUACUAAUAAACAAUAAUACUAAAGGCAUGACACCUGUAAUAAUUAAGAGUACAGAUGCUAAUUUCUCUCCAGUUAUUUUCCAGUCAAAUAUAAUUAAUCCUGAGACACAGACAUUGAUGUACACCAGUGCACCAGUACAAGGAACAACACAAAAUGUCAUAACCAAUCCAAAAGCUGGACAAGAAAACAGACCCAUCCAGACAUUUUUCACCACAAGCAGCACUCCCACUCUCUUAGCGACCGGUAUCCCUGUAGUCCUGGAAGGGGAUAAGAUAGCACUCAGCCAAGCCCCGCACACCGGCCCGCCUAAAGUAAAGGAGGUGAAGAGAAGUGCUCACAACGCUAUUGAGAGGCGGUACCGAACCAGUAUCAAUGAUAAAAUUGUGGAGCUGAAAAAUAUGCUUGUUGGGGAAGAGGCUAAGUUGAACAAAUCAGCUAUAUUAAGAAAAACAAUAGACUACAUAAAGUACCUUCAGAAUCAGAACAACAGGUUGAAACAGGAGAACAUGGCUCUGAAGCUAGCUUGCCACAGGUCUGGGGUCAAGGACCCUAUUCCGGAGGGCAACUACACUCCACCGCACAGCGAUAUAUCCUCACCAUAUCAUUCUCCACAUGGGAUUGACAGUGACUCACCAUCAUCACCAGAAUAUAAGGUGGAAGAGAAGUAUUCGAAGAUUGUUAUGGGCAUGGGAGAUCAUUCUCGCCUGGCCCUUUGUGCUUUCAUGGUGGGAAUCAUAGCAUUCAACCCCUUCAGUUCCUUCUUUGGAGGUCUAAUGUCUGAAUCCUCCUCCACUGCGGACUUCUCGGCAAGGAUUGAUCAAAGGAGAAUAUUGUCUGAAGAUGAUAGCAGUAAGUACACAGGUUAUAGUGGUGUAUCUUGGACUGCAUGGUUCUUCAAUAUGUUUCUUAUUUACUUCAUAAACAUAGUGAUUCUUGGAGGGUGUCUCAUAAAACUUCUCGUUUACGGCGACUCUGUACCGAAAUCACAAUCAAAGGAGGCUGGACUCUUCUACCAACACAAACGUCAAGCGGAUAACUUUAUUAUGAAGAACGACGUCGCAAACGCUAGACUGGAGUUGCACCGCGCGCUGGCCGUGUGCGGUAAGAGCGUGCAGGCCGGGGGGCAGGGCCGCGCCAGCUACCCCGCGCUGGCCGCCGCCGUGCUGCGUCAGGUGCUGCAGCGGCUGCCCUUCGGCGGCUUCCUGGCACGCCGCGCUGGCGACCUUUGGCGGGACAGCCCAGCCAGAAGAGCCACGCAGCAAUGGGCCGGUGAAGUAUCCACAGUGUCCCACCGUCUCGCGCAACUAGAGCUGGUCUCUCAACACAACGGGCGAAGCGAGCGCGUACUGCUAGCCCUGCAGGCGGUCAACUUAGCCGAGGUGGCUGGGAACCGACGCCUGCUGGCGGAUACAUACGUCACGGCCGCGCUCGUCUUCAAAGACCAUAUGCCGAGGAUCGGCCAUUGGCUGUGUGGAUACUACCUGCGUCUGUGCAAGGUCGUGUGCCAGGAUUCCUGCCUGACGGUGCCAGUACGCCUUCGCUGGGUGGCCACGGCGCGCGGGCAACGCUUCCUGCGCACUCGGCGCUGGAGCUACGAGCAGCAGAGUUGCUUGUUCAGCCGUACGACCGCCCGCGCCGACCCGCUCGCACCCGCUAUGAGAGCUUACCACCUCGAGCUGCUACAGAAGAGUCUCCAGAUGCUCUUAAUUGCGGACGAGCGCAGCAACACUCGCGACGUUUUAGAACUUGUCAAGCUCAUUACUGACGAUGUCUCGACCGACGCGCCGCAGCACACAGGAUGCUGGGACCCAGUAAUGGAGUGGUGGGCGAAUAUAGUAGGCGUGGCAGCGACAUGGCUUCUGGCGGACACGGGCAAGGCGACCGAGAUUGGAGACCGGCUGAAUCUGCUGCCGGAGUCGCUAGCUCGCUGCGAGGAUCCUUUACCGGGGGCUCUGCACAUGGCGUAUAAAAGCCGCCGUGGCCUACUGAGCUUGGUGCAUUGCCGCGAUGCAGCGUCGUUGGAGAGAACCGCCGAGACCAUACUUAAGGUGUGCGACAUCGCUGGAGCCCGACUAGCCGAUUCGCUAGCCUACUACUGCUGCCGCAAACCUACCCAACUUAUGAUGCUGAUGCAAGUGUUAUGCUGCGAUUGGGUGCUGGAGGUUCGUGCGGGCGUGUGGGAGGCGACGGUGCCGGACGGCGAGCCGGCCCCGCACGUACAGCUGCGCUCCUUCCAGCGCGAUUUACACUCGCUCCGUCGGCUUGAGCGCGACCUGCCUUGGGUCUCCGGUCGGGUGUUCCUUCAAUCAGCAGUGUGCCGCAUGAUGGCGGGCGCGGCUCCGCGCCGCACGCAGCAGCUGCUCGACGGCAGCCUGCGGCCGCGCCUGCACCGUUCCUCCGUGAUCUGCGGGAAAGAGCGCGCGUUGGAGGGCGGCGGAGGCUCUGGCGAGCGCGCGGUGGCGCUGUACAUGGCGUGCCGCCACCUGCCGCCCGCCGUGCUGGCCGCGCCGGGCGAGCGCGCCGGCAUGCUCGCGCAGGCCGCCGCUACGCUUCAGAAGAUUGGCCACCGCUCCCGCCUACCACACUGCUACCAUCUCAUGAAGUCUGUCAGCACUCUGCCAUCGGCGCCUUGAAACUCUCGAACAAUCGAAUUCGUAAACUUGUAUCUCGAUACUGACAUUUUGUAUAAAGUUGUUGCGAGCUAGUUUGUAUUCAUUCAGCUACUCUUGUAGCGAGUACGCGUAUGUUAACCUAACUUAUGAUUUAGGUGUAUUUUUCAAUAAAUUUGUUUUAAGGUUUAAA
This is a messenger RNA of Leguminivora glycinivorella, 3491 nucleotides long. It is a transcript of the gene SREBP, whose product is annotated as sterol regulatory element-binding protein 1. Gene Ontology annotation, biological process: regulation of transcription by RNA polymerase II. The transcript is spliced from 17 exons. The record is from RefSeq and is a predicted model, not a curated record. NCBI's taxonomy places the organism in Eukaryota, Metazoa, Arthropoda, Insecta, Lepidoptera, Tortricidae. Gene Ontology annotation, molecular function: protein dimerization activity; DNA-binding transcription factor activity, RNA polymerase II-specific; RNA polymerase II cis-regulatory region sequence-specific DNA binding. Bases 98 to 3322 code for a protein of 1074 amino acids. Gene Ontology annotation, cellular component: nucleus.